Striga asiatica is the source of this 4520-nucleotide messenger RNA. The record is from the annotation of a GenBank genome assembly. NCBI's taxonomy places the organism in Eukaryota, Viridiplantae, Streptophyta, Magnoliopsida, Lamiales, Orobanchaceae.
CUCCCUCCCAAUCUCCAUAUUCAUUCAUAAACUCCUUCCCUUGGAAUUUCUUCUUCCACAUCGUCUCAUCAUCUCAUUCUCAAUCUUUCGUGCCUUUUGAUCAACCCCAGAAUUCUGGCUGCUUCAGACAAGAGAAUCUUUCACAAGAUUUGACUUAUUUUGGCGAGGCUGUGAAUAUCUGUUGAAGCUUGCUCAUCGACAGGACGUGCUAUUUCGUAUCUUUUUUUUUUUAAUCACUUUUCCCUGAUUGUUUCGGAGUAAUUCUUUAAGGUAUUAUCAAGGUUGGGUCAAAGUGGAAAUGGCCACUGAGUUUUUAAGAUAUGUGGUUGUUGAGAUGUUAAACGGUAUGAUUGGUUUGCUAAGAGUCACUUGCUGUGUCGUUUGUUAAUAGUAUGGUCCCCUCCAUUAAGUUUGGCAGAUAAGUUUGUGGGACCUUUUUGUACAUUCUCAAGAUCGAAAAGACAUGAAAAAAGCUUUCCCUUUUUGAUUCAAUUAGAGUCACCUGAGUGCAUUUCAUCGAAUUGGAGGAAGGAAAAAGGGAGGGACAUUGUUGAGUAAAAAUGCCUCAAGAAAGAGUUGAGUUUCCACCUUCCUUUGACUCGAUUAAAUCGAUGCCUGCCAAUUUAAGGUUUGUGGGUGAAGAUAGAAUGAUAUUAUCGGACAUGGUGUUCGAAGAUGUACAAGUUUCUAGUGAUUCUGCACAAUGGCCAGCUGAUGGUAGGAGUGAUGUUGGUCCAGAUAAUGAUGAGUCGCCCUAUUCUUUACUGGAUAUGUCUGCCACCGAUGAAACAUCAUCAUAUGAUGAUCCUAAGGAUAGCACUCUCCCUGUAAACUCAUCUGAACAAUCUCAAGAGGAUUCCAAGUGGAGUGACACCACGUCAUUCGCAUCAAAUAAGCUAAAAAAGCUUCAGUCAUGGUUUCAACAUCCUGAUGGUAACUGGGAGCUGGGAACCAUUCUUCAAGCUUCCGCUAACAAGUCAUUGAUAUCAUUGGCUGAGGGAAAAGUUUUGGAAGUGAAUUCAGAAACCCUGGUGCCAACGAAUCCUGAUAUACUUGAUGGUGUGGAUGAUCUUAUGCAACUAAGCUACUUAAAUGAACCAUCAGUAUUAUCUAACCUUGAGUAUAGAUAUAAUCAGGAUAUGAUCUAUACUAAAGCAGGACCAGUUCUGGUUGCACUUAAUCCCUUUAAAAAAGUCCCUUUAUAUGGAGUUGAGUUUAUUGAAGGUUACAAGCGUAAAUCUAUGGGGAGCCCACAUGUCUAUGCCAUCACUGAUACAGCUAUGCGUGAGAUGAUCCGAGAUGAAGUGAAUCAAUCAAUCAUUAUAAGUGGGGAAAGUGGAGCUGGAAAAACUGAGACAGCAAAGAUAGCCAUGCAAUAUUUAGCUGCUCUGGGAGGUGGUAGUGGGAUAGAGUACGAGAUACUUAAAACAAAUCCAAUUUUGGAAGCCUUUGGUAAUGCCAAAACAUUAAGAAAUGACAACUCAAGUCGAUUCGGAAAGCUGAUUGAAAUUCACUUCAGUGAAACUGGAAAGAUAUCUGGUGCCAAGAUUCAAACUUGUAAGACUGCAAACGCUACUACUAUCUUUUCAUCAGAAUGUUGCCUUCUAUUGUUGAGUUCAGAAGGCCUAUCUAAUUCAUUUACUUGGUGUUUUGUGAUGGAACAAUUCAUGGUUCUCUAUAGUUUUACUGGAGAAGAGGGAGAAAGAUCGUAUCAUAUCUUUUAUCAGCUUUGUUGUGGAGCUCCUCCCUAUCUUAGAGAGAAACUGAACUUGAGAAAUGUUGACGAUUUCAAAUAUUUGAAGCAAAGCAAUUGCUAUAGAAUUUCUGGGGUUGAUGACGCCGAACAGUUCCGUAUAGCAGUGGAAGCUCUGGAUGUUGUUCAUGUCAAAAAGGAAGACCAAGAUAGUGUAUUUGCAAUGCUAGCUGCAGUACUAUGGCUGGGAAAUGUCACGUUUACUGUAGUUGAUAAUGAAAAUCAUGUUGAACCAGUGGUGGAUGAAGGUCUAACUAACGUUGCUACAUUGAUUGGGUGCAACAUUGAGGAACUAAAGCUGGCAUUAUCAACUCGAAAAAUGAGAGUUGGAAAAGAAAAUGAUACAAUCGUUCAAAAGUUGACCCUUGCUCAGGCCAUUGACACAAGAGAUGCUUUGGCAAAAUCAAUUUAUUCUUGCUUGUUUGACUGGCUAGUGGAACAAAUUAAUAAAUCACUAGCGGUAGGCAAAAGGCGCACGGGAAGGUCCAUCAGUAUUCUUGAUAUAUACGGUUUUGAAUCCUUUGAGAGGAAUAGCUUUGAGCAGUUCUGCAUUAAUUAUGCCAAUGAACGAUUACAACAGCACUUCAACCGUCACUUGUUCAAAUUGGAGCAAGAGGAAUACAUCCAAGAUGGCAUUGACUGGGCAAGAGUUGAUUUUGAAGACAACCAAGAUUGUCUCGAACUUUUUGAGAAGAAGCCGUUAGGGUUACAAUCCUUGCUAGAUGAGGAAUCAACCUUUCCAAAUGGCACUGACUUGAGCUUAGCUGAUAAGCUUAGGCAACAUCUAAAAUCUAAUCCUUGUUUCCAAGGAGAACGAGGGGAAGCUUUUACUGUACGCCAUUAUGCAGGAGAGGUUACAUAUGAUACGACCGGUUUUCUUGAGAAGAACCGGGAUUUGCUUCAUUUGGAUUCCAUCGAACUUCUUUCUUCUUGCACAUGCCACCUUCCUCAGGCUUUUGCAUCCAGUAUGCUCUCUCAUUCUGAGAAGCCUGUGGUGGGUGCUCAGCAUAAAUCCUGUGGAGCAGAUUCACAAAAAUUUAGUGUUACAACAAAAUUUAAGGGCCAACUUUUCCAGCUUAUGCAACGUCUUGAGAACACAACAUCACAUUUCAUACGUUGUAUAAAGCCCAACAACUCCCAGUCUCCUGGUUACUACAAUCAAGGGCUUGUGCUGCAACAGCUGCGAUGUUGUGGAGUCUUAGAAGUAGUUAGAAUUUCAAGAUCGGGUUUUCCUACCAGAAUGUCCCACCAAAAGUUUGCUAGAAGGUACGACUUCCUUCUUCUAGAGCAUGUUGCUUCACAGGAUCCACUCACUGUUUCAAUGCACAUUCUCCACCAGUUUGGCAUUCUACCCGAGAUGUAUCAAGUGGGAUACACAAAAUUGUUUUUCCGGACUGGACAGGAGCAGGAUUUAUUCGUGGCAAAGGAGGAUGGGAUACAAGAUACAGGCUACUUCUCAACUACUAAGCUUUGCCAGCCAAUUGGGUCACUAGAAGAUACUAGAAAUCGUACUCUCCAUGGUAUCUUACGCGUGCAAAGUUGCUUUAGAGGCCACCUAGCUCGCUGUCAAACAAAGGAAUCAAGGAGAGGGAUUGCGACCAUUCAAGCAUUUAUUCGUGGUGAAAAGACUAGAAAAGAGUACGCAGACUUAAUGAAGAAGCAUAGAGCAGCUAUAGCUAUCCAAAAGUGUGUGAAAGCAAGGUCUUGUAGAGAAAAGUGGAAAAGAAUAAAUGAGGCGUCAACAGUAGUACAAUCAGUUAUUCGUGGCUGGUUGAUACGAAGAUGCUCGGGAGAUGUAGCAUUGCUGCAAUUUGGAGGUGGAAAGGGUACUGAGGUGUUGGUGAAAUCAUCUUUCCUUGUGGAGCUCCAACUGAGGAUUCUAAGGGCUGAAUCUGCCGUGAGAGAGAAAAACGGAGAGAAUGAUGCACUUGGGCAGCGGCUGCAACAGUACGAAAACCGUUGGUCAGAAUACGAAUCGAGAAUGAAGUCUAUGGAGGAGAUGUGGCAAAUGCAGAUGAGGUCUCUUCAGUCGAGACUUUGCAUUGGGAGCCAUAGCCAUAGCCAUAGCCAUCUCAACUUGUGUGAUGAUGAGGAGGAAGGUGAUGAGGAGUUUGGCGGCAGCAGCAGCAGCACAGGGCUUAGUGUGAUUGGCCGUCUGGCUCAGGAGUUUGAGCAGAGGAGUCAGAUAUUUGGGGACGAUGCCAAGUUUUUGGUUCAAGUGAAAUCGGGUCAGGCUGAAGGGAGUUUGGACCCGGACCGUGAGCUUCGCAGAUUGAAAAACAUGUUUGAAGCUUGGAAGAAAGAUUAUGGUGCGAGGCUCAGGGAGACUAAGGUUAUUCUAAACAAGCUUAGUGCUAAUACCGAUGAACAAGGAUCAUCCGCAGCUGAUAAGUUCCGCAAGAAGUGGUUUGCUAGGAGGAACAGCACAAGAUUUAACUAAAACUAUAUAUAUAAAUUAUAAUCUCAAUUCUUACAUUCUUAUUAUAUUUUUUCUUUUUUUUUUUUCUUCAGCAAACAAUUAAUUACUUGAAAGUAUUUUAUUGUAUAUUUACAAAUCUUUUUGUCCAAAUUUGUAUACAUACAAGUUAAAAAGGGUGGACUCUGUGAGUUAAAAAGGGUGGACUUUGUGUGUGUUCUAUCGUAAUGGUUGAGAAGUCUUAUACCGGUAUGUGACUGAAUACGGGUUUUGGGGACUUGUACCUUGUAUUUUGAACUUGUACUGGCGUUAGCGUUAUUUUUUCAACAGUAUAUACUGAUUUAUUCCCUG